UCUGUUAGUUGUGCCUGAGAUACUGACUAUCUAACCGCUGUGUCCACAUAGCCAUGGGUAUCGAGAAGUACAAGGGACGUGUCGCAUUGGUUACUGGCGCCAGUGCGGGCAUCGGCGCCGCUAUCGCGCAGGCCCUGCUGAAAGAAGGACUCACCGUCGUGGGAAUGGCAAGGAGGGUUGAAAAGAUCAAGGAACUUGAAGUGAAGGGCGCUCCCGGUAAACUUCACGCCAUCGCCGGAGAUGUGGGUGACGAAGGUAGCAUCCUGUCUGUCUUCAAGUGGAUCAAGGACAACCUAGGAGGCGUCGACGUCCUGAUUAACAAUGCUGCUUCUUUUCCACACAACCAACCGACCGAUGGCAAGACAGAAGACUGGAAGAGUAUCCUGGACGUGAACGUGCUGGGUCUGAGCAUCUGCACCAGGGAGGCCGUGCAGGAUAUGCUGAGCAGGGGCGUCGAUGACGGCUUCAUCAUCCACAUCAACAGCAUCGCAGGACACAUGCCGCCGUUCUUAGCCGCAGGAGCGAUGUACAGUGCCAGCAAGCAUGCAGUCAAAGUCUUGCUGGAAGGGUUGAGGAAGGACCUCACGGCCAGGGGUAGCAAGAUACGAGUAGGGCAAAUUUCCCCUGGUAUGGUGGAUACCGAAGGACUGAGGAGAUCGUUGCCGAAGUUCGACUUUCCCAAAGAGGUAAAAGAGUCGCCUGCCUUGCAUCCAGAGGACAUCGCUGACGCUGUUGUUUACAUGCUGUCGCGACAUCCGCGCGUACAGGUCUAUGAAAUGCUGGUCAUCCCGACUGCAAGUCCACUAUAAAACGAACUCGCCUUCUCAUCACCUCCUGCAUAAUACGUACAUCAACCAGAAGAUAUGGUAAAACUGACGUGAUAAUUGUGUGGAAUUUGCUUCGCGAAACAAAAUGAGAAAGUGGGAGCAAAAUAUUGCUAGUAAAUAAAACAUGCCUAAGACAGUUCUCGCCUUGCACUUUGCACGUAAUGAGACAUUUGUAAUAGAAGGGUCUCAUGAAGAGAUAUCGAUUAGUUGUUCUUUCGAGUUGUAUCAAGCUCUCAAAUAAAGACGGCAUGUUGAAACCU
Molecule: messenger RNA, 1087 nt
Organism: Schistocerca serialis cubense
Lineage: Eukaryota; Metazoa; Arthropoda; Insecta; Orthoptera; Acrididae
Product: dehydrogenase/reductase SDR family member 11-like
Exons: 6
Coding region: 54-809 (251 amino acids)
Molecular function (GO): oxidoreductase activity
Source: RefSeq, a predicted model, not a curated record